Molecule: messenger RNA, 3533 nt
Organism: Chilo suppressalis (striped riceborer)
Lineage: Eukaryota; Metazoa; Arthropoda; Insecta; Lepidoptera; Crambidae
Source: the annotation of a GenBank genome assembly
CGCUCACUGGUUUUACUAGAGUUAUCUCCCAACUUAGUUAGCGCGCCGUUUCUUAACACGGCGCAUGCGCAGCCAGUGUGCGAAUUCGGCUUUUAUCUUUGACCUUCAUUUUGGAAACGUAAACAAAACUUUUUACAGUGCCCGAAGUGCUUUUUUGUACGCAACUGGAUGUCUAUGGUGCGAUUGUGUUGGCGAUGACAAAUUAGGUUGGAUUUGGAUGACAAAUCUGCGAAAAUCUCCAUCCUGUCACAUGCGAAACGAACCUUCAUAAAUUACAAGUGAUACUUUCGGAAAUCACUCACUUUUGACUCGGCAAGAAUGGAAUUGACUGUACGGGUGAACACUCCUAGUAACAACAUAAAUACCUUUUGUUCGAACUGAGGUACACAUGAACAGUAUCAGCGUUCCAACCAGUUAUGCCUUGAAGAUGGCCAAACCACACCGUGACAUGGGCUGUGCAACAAACAACACAGAAAAAACAUCGAACAAAAAGAGAUAUAGCCACCCAAGUGUUUCAAAUGUAGCGAAAGUGUCCUUAGUUCUAUUCGUAGUUUUUAGUGUAAAUAUAAGUGAAUGUAAAGAGAAUAAAACCAAUAGUCAUGAAGCAGAAACACUUAAACAAGAUAUAGCAAAACGCAUGAGAGUGAUCGAAAGUGUAACGGGUAGAUUUUUUAGUGACGUUUACGAGAAUGGUACGUUCAGAACUGGCAAUUUGUUGUGGGACAAUAUUUUGAAUAAGUGUACAGGUCGAAUGUCCGUUGGCUGUUUGCAAAAAAACGUUUAUAGUUACUUGGACGAUAGUUUGAAGUACAAUGGUGACAUUUAUUUGGGGCACGGUGUGUGUUUUAAGAAGAAUAACGUCGAUGUGAGUAAAUACAGUAAGGAAGCUAACAUCAUCUACCUCAGCGGGAGUCAUGAUAAGAGUUCAGAAGGUCGAUAUUUGGAUGAAGAGAACGAAAUCGACGAUGAGGAAGAACCAGAAUCACCAUUUGAAGAAGUGACCGAUGCUUUGUACGACAAAGGAAUCAAGUUCCUGGUUACCCAUGACAUGAAACUAACCCUACCGGAGUUCUUCUUCGAAGGUGCGACACUGAAGGUAUCUCCGCGGGCGCUGACGAAGACUGGAGCAUUGGUCCAUAUAGACUUGGAGCCGAGAGCAGACACCAGUGUCGGACAAGGGCGGCUGUUCUUUCAUAAAAUAAAAAAGUACGUUAGAAAGAAGCUCCUCACCGCAGCCAUAGCUAUUAUCCUCGUGAUCAAACUUAUAGCGUUGAAGCUAGUCUUCGUCCUGCCCCUCAUCAUGGGAGUCACCACAGCCAAGAAGAUGUUCCUGAAAUUCCUUCUGUUCUUGUUCCCCGCUCUGAGCCAUAUAUUCAAGCUGUGCUCCUGGUACCACCAGAACUAUCACACCACGAAAUACCACCAUCAUCACCAUUUGAUCACACACCAUCAUAAGCCUCAACAUUCGUACGGUCACCCAUCUUCUUCUGUAGUCGUGAGACCACAUGCUGAAGGACCUCCGCCAUCGUUUGACCACUACCCUCAGGAUUGGGAGCUGUCUGGUCCUGGGCUUGGCAAUGAGUACGUUGCAUCUGGAAUAUCCGGUAUACACAGAAACGCAAUCGCCAACUUUAAACCCGACAUCAAUGACGCUAAUGACAUAAACGCGUGGGGCCUCGCCAUGCCACCAGGUCACUCUCAGAAUGUGGGAGAAUACGCCAGCACGAACAAUGUACCACAAGUGGCUCCCCCUAACACCGGGCAGAGGAUCAACUUAGCAAAUUCUGGAAGACCCAUUGGACCGGCGAAUCCAUAUCGAAAUAAAAAGAAUCAUUUACAAAAAGAUGCGUUGCAGUUGGAAAAGGAGGCUUUAAUCCGCGCUGCGUCACUGGCGGCAAGGGCGCCUCCGUCGCCAGUCCGCGAUGAGAUCCUACGAGUAUCAGCCGCUAAGCUCACAGAGACCAACCGCGUGAAGACUGAAACAGAACUGGUGAAGCAACAACAGCAGAUACUGGCCGCACAGGAUCCUGAGACUGUAGCAGCGGAGAAAUUCUACGGCGCCCUCUUGGACAGAGUGGACAAGAUUCUAACUUCCAUAGGCGCCGGCGAUCCCGGGUGCAGAGACAGAGCCGUGUGUGCCCUAUACAGGGACCCCUUCAGGCAUGCGCCGUACAGCAAUCUAGUCUCUAACGAGUUGAGCAAAGACUCCAGUGAACUAUUACCACCGGCCGACAGCAAGAUGGCGCUGCUGUACUACAACUACGUGCAAGCCGCGAGGGACGGACAGGAGCAUAAAGACUGCAUAGCACUGUAUCCUCAUUGCAACGUCGAGUUUAAAUAAAACAAUUAUUUGUCUAGUACGAUUCAAACUUUGUUGCGGUUGUGAAGUUAGCCGCGAGUGCAGCUACGCGCAAGUUUUAGUCCAGCGCAUCGUGACUUGCGCUAACUUCACAGCAGCUGGUAUUAAGUUUGAAUCGCAUUAUAAACUUUUCUUUAACAGCGCAUGAAACAGGAACGUAAAUAACUGAACAACGAUAUCUUUGUAACUAUUACAACCUAUUGUAUAAAAAAAUGCGAUGGUUGACAAGCAAUUGUAUAAUUGCGCAUAAUUUAUCUUUGGAGAAAACCUGUAUUACAUUACACAGCGUAAUUUAACGAUUUUAUAAGUUACACAGUUAGAUUCCGACCAGAUUAGUCAUUGAAUAUAAACACAAGUAGAAGAAAAUUAAAUGAAAUUGUAUCCAUAUCAAAUAAACUUAGAUUAAUUUAAUUUAAGACAAUGAAGCAUUUUCAAUCAUUAUUUAUUUAUUUUAGAAUAUGCAUUAGGUUGUUAUGAGAGCUAUGUCCAAAACCUAGCAUUAUUAACGGUUAUUGUUGUUACAUUUAAGAAAAUAUUUAUGAAAAUUUUAGCAUUACUAAAUCCCUCGGCGCUGACUAAUUUUAACUUUGAAAAAUUGUAUGAUGCAUUCGUGCGUACUUUAAACCACAAGAGGAGUGAAAAGGUUAAGAUUGUUUACAUACAGACAUAACAUUUUUUAUUUAAAAAAAUGUAGCUUGUCUAAAGAAAUCUUUGCUUUCCAGCAUAAGAGAUGUUUCUUAGGAAGAAAGAAGUUUUUAGUCGGCGCUGAUUCUAUAGAGUUGAUUUUGAUUGUAUUCAUAAAAGAUGGUCGUUUAAACUACUCAUAGCCUGAUUAUAAAAAUAACUGCUGAAAAGUAAAUUCAUUCUGUUUUACGCAACUGAACAAAAAAUUUUUUUUUUCUAUUUUGGAAAUUUACAAAAUGUAUAAUCUUAAGUUGAAAGUGUGCUCGUAUAUAUGAUGCUAAUAACUUACAUCCCCAAAUUAACGACCGUAACUACACAGAGACGUCAAACAAAUUUAAUGUCAAUUAAUGUCCUGUGUUGUCUUACUCUAUUGUUAAAGAAAAGAAAGUGACAGGAAUAACUUUAAUCAAACUUAAAAGAGCUUUCUGUCUGUGAUUGUAGAAAUAAAUGAAAAAUUUAAGGUACACUUGCUGCAACAGUAAUAGGGUAU